Seminavis robusta is the source of this 2685-nucleotide messenger RNA. The record is from the annotation of a GenBank genome assembly. NCBI's taxonomy places the organism in Eukaryota, Bacillariophyta, Bacillariophyceae, Naviculales, Naviculaceae.
UUUAAAUAUUGCCUCUUUCCAAGUUGUAAGGUCACUGUUAGGAUCUUUGUACUAUAAAUGCUUCUAAACUAUGCCCUUUUUCUCAGUCACUAAUCCAAGCAGUCACCGUGAUGUUGUGAGCUCCCGCGAUCUUGUUGGUUGCAACAUGUUGUUGUGUUCGAGAAAGCUGACUGUCUCAUGCCUGUAUCUCUCUUGCUUCCUGCUUGGCGACUGCCUGCAUGACAUUACAGUCUUCGAAAGAAAGAAGAUCACGUUAUUUUUGUGGGGCGUUGAACAAGAUCUCACUCUCCUCCUCUCAUCAGAUCGCAUGCAUGAUAAUAUUGGAUACCGAUAAUCAACCAAAAUGGCGGUCAAGAAGGCAAUCAAGGGUAUCCUGAAAAAGGAAGGUCACGUCGUGGGCAAGAAGCGUAGCUUGGUCUUUGCCAGUACCAUGCGGUAUAUCCAAGAAUUCGACGAAAACCUUCCCGUCCUGGCCAUUAAGCAGCCAGAUUACAGGGCAGAUCCAAGCGACAAGGAAGAUCCAGACACGAUCUAUUGGUGGGAAGAGGAAGAUGCAAUCAUUCCUUGGUACGAGAUGGAAGAUGAGAAUGAAAUGAUGGGUUAUACCUGGGAUGACGUUGUGGAAGAAAAGCAAUUAACCUAUCGAUCCAACACGGCGGAUGAUAUGCUCAAGGAAGCCAGGCAAGAGCGAGAAGAAUGGUCGGAAUCCACGGUAUCCAGCAGUGAUGAUGACAGCAGUAGUAGUGGCUCCAGUAGUAGCAGUAGUAGUAGCUAUGACGAGGAGACCGUGUCAGGUGAUGAGGCAGAAGAGGAAUAUCAGCUACCCGAAGGACCUGGAAUUCAGCUGGAAGCAGCUACCUUGGAAGCUGUCAAGGCAGAGCAGCAAGCUGCACGUAGUCCUGCUCCAGCUGCCAAGACACAGAUAAUCCAAGCUUCGCCAGUCGUCCCAGUGCCACCACCACCGUCACCAGCAGUCGCAUCGCCCAAGUCUCCCAGAGAAGGUAUGGUCAAGCCAAGUCCCAAGCGAUCUACCCCCAGGAGAACGUCGAGAUCGGGAUCGAUACUGCUAGCCACAGAAGACAUGAAACUAAUGGCCCCGCCCAAACUCAAGCCAGAUGGCACACCUGAGCAGCCGCAACAACCAGCAGAGCCUCCACAAAAACCACAGGAGCAGCCACCAGCUGUGGAAGAAAAACCAACGCCAGUACAACAACCUCCUGUCGCAGUGGAAGAAAAACCAAAGCCAGCAGUUGUAGUAGAAGAAAAGCCAAAACCGGCGCCAGUAAAAGAAAAAGAAACGCCAAAACCAGCUGUUCCGGAAAAGCCAAAACCUGCAGCCCAAGAAGAAAAGCCAGAACCAGCCCCCAAACAACCAGCUGUGAAAGAAACAAAGCCUGCCGCUCCUGCAUCACCAUCCAAGGAGAAAACCAAGAAGAACAAGGCAGAUACGCAAGGUAAGAGAUCUUCUGUUGAAAAGAGAUCUUCCGUCGAAAAGAGAUCUUCGGACGGCAAAAAGAAGACAAAGAAGAAGAGGCCUUCUGAUUCAAAGCAGCCUAAACCCCAGCCGCCCCUCCAUCGACCUGAGGAACCUGACGAUGGCGAAAUGGAUGGCAGCAAGUACGAAUGGGAAAAGCCCGACUGGACCAAGGAGAACAAGCUCAAACAAACAAAGAAGGGACGAUUGGUACGCAAGGGUGCCAACUUGGCCAAGCCUAUCACAAUGAUCAAUCGAGCCAAGAACGAUAUGAUGGACGCCAAGUUGCUGCGAUCUUUUGGAAAGCCCGAUUGGACCAAAAAGUCCGAAGUCUUGAAGCGAACCGACACGGGAGAGUCAAUCAAGAAAGGAGACAACUUGGCUCGCAAAAUCACACACAUCGCUUCGGAUCCCGACGCCCAGGCAAAGUUUGCGUGGGAAAAGCCUGAUUGGGCUACCAAGAAGGUAUUGGUCAAGGAAACGGAAGAUGGAGAAAAGCUCAAGAAUGGUGAAUCUCUUAGUAAGGGUAUCACCCACAUUGUAGAGGAUGAGGAAGUCAAGGAAAAGUUUGCUUGGGAAAAGCCAGAUUGGGCUACCAAGAAGGUAUUGGUCAAGGAAACGGAAGACGGAGAAAAGCUCAAGAAUGGUGAAUAUCUCAGUAAGGGCAUCACCCAUAUCACCGAAGAUGAAGAAGCCAAGGAGAAGUAUGCCUGGACAAAACCUGACUGGACCAAGAAAAAGAAUUUGAAAAAUUCGACGUCGGGGGAAAAGAUGAAAAAGGGAGAGUACUUGUCGACGGGGAUCACCGACAAUCAGAAAGCCAAAGACAAGUAUCAAUGGGAGAAACCCGACUGGGCCACGUCCGCCAAGAAGCCAGAGAAACCAGGAGCCGUCAGCAGAAGGCAUUCGUCGGCAACCCCCGAUGAAAUCAAAGCGACGAUUGCCAAGAAUGUCCGACGAGGUUCCACAGAUCGCACGGGCCAAAAAUCGUAAAUGAGGCUAUUUUUUAUUAGCAUCUCUCUCGCCCUAAUCCAUCGAGUUUCCCUCCACAAACUGUUCCGCCCGAAACAAAGCAACGACAUUGUUUCUUACUAAGAGUGGCCUAUCUCCAUCCAGCUUCGACGAUGACGGCUAAGGGAUGCAAUACAGUCCUGCACGUAGCCAUAGUUAGACAAUGAAUUAAAUAAUAUAAACAACAGAUCUCUGCAUGC